This is a messenger RNA of Fomitiporia mediterranea MF3/22, 411 nucleotides long. RefSeq names its product cytochrome P450. Gene Ontology annotation, molecular function: monooxygenase activity; iron ion binding; oxidoreductase activity, acting on paired donors, with incorporation or reduction of molecular oxygen. NCBI's taxonomy places the organism in Eukaryota, Fungi, Basidiomycota, Agaricomycetes, Hymenochaetales, Hymenochaetaceae. The annotation marks the transcript as partial. The record is from RefSeq and is a predicted model, not a curated record. The transcript has 3 exons.
AGAACUCAACUUCCUAGAGGUCCAAAGGGCAAGUGGAUCGUUGGAAACCUCGACAGCAUUGUAUCGACUUACCAGUGGAAGCAAUUUUCGGAGUGGUCGAAAGUAUUCGGUGAUAUCCUUUACCUGAAAGUUCUUGGACAACAUAUCAUUGUACUCCAUGAUCUAACUCAUGCACAAGAGUUGAUGGAUAAAAACGGAGCUAUAUAUUCGGAUAGACCAAAGAUGACAUACGUAAACAAGCUGGUUAAGAUCCAGUCCCUAACCUUCAUGCCCUAUGGCUCUCUGUGGCGGACACACCGAAAAUUAAUGCAUCAUUACCUGAAUACGAGAGGUGUGGACGAGCUUCAACCUGCCAUGUUGCAAAGUGUUCGGACCCUACUUGAAGAUUUGCUCAUUGCACCUGAUGAAUUC